Asterias rubens (European starfish) is the source of this 4176-nucleotide messenger RNA. RefSeq names its product rho GTPase-activating protein 18-like. Bases 856 to 2592 code for a protein of 578 amino acids. The transcript has 15 exons. Gene Ontology annotation, biological process: regulation of actin filament polymerization; signal transduction; regulation of small GTPase mediated signal transduction. Gene Ontology annotation, molecular function: GTPase activator activity. The record is from RefSeq and is a predicted model, not a curated record. Lineage: Eukaryota; Metazoa; Echinodermata; Asteroidea; Forcipulatida; Asteriidae. Gene Ontology annotation, cellular component: cytoplasm.
GCUCCAUCAAUCAGAGGAUAGUCAAAUCUUUGUAUAUUUAGGCACUGUGAGUAAGACAUCUUGACGAUCAGAGCAUACUGAGUCGAUAAUCACCGUUUUUUUUCUUCAGAAACACUACUCAAAAGAGAUAUUCACAUGAAGUCUUACCGCAAACUUCUCGUAGUCACUCACUUCGUUGUAACCUGCUACUUCAUUCGUCGAAAUAUUUGACCGUGGGAAUAUCUGACACAACGACAGCUAGUCAUCUCGUUGCAAGGUCUCUCUCGGCACUUGGGUCCUCAAGACAAACCGACUCAUCCUAUCCUAGGCAAGGCCUGAAGGCAUUCAGAUCAAUUACUGUAUGACCAAGAAGCUUGACAGAAGGAAAAAGCUGGUCAUAAGAUUCCAGGAGAAUUCCAGAAUCUUUGUUGGAUGCCACCUAUCUACAUUGUACCUGUUCGCACUCAACAAGAAAACAUUGCACUUGAUACAAGUGUACAUCUAUUGCAACUAGUAAUGAUUACAUUGGACAUCUGUAGGAGUUUAUGAGACUUUUUCACCACAGGUUACUUGGAUUGCAGUCUUCCAGUGGACAGUUUGCCUCGGAUUAAAGUUUCAAGACAUGAGUUUCUCCGGGCUGCCUUCUUGUUAUUGAAUUCCUUGAUUUUGUUUUAGACUUUACUUUUUAAUCACUUAUCGGAUUUUGUGAACUUUUUAUCACGGGAAGUUGUCGACAAAGAAACGUUCCUCUCUUGAAGUUUGACACCAGGAGAAUACGUCCAACAUUAAUUGUCUGAGAAACAACUAGUUGAUACGAACUUCCUGAUUGGCCAGGCGUCUUGUUUAGGGUAAAUAAGGGCCAAUACGAUUGUCCGAAUGGUACUAACGUACACCAACGAGGGAAGGAUGUGGGCUUGCUGCAUAGGGUGUAUUGCAGGGUUGAGACAGCCAUGUCCCUGUCCCCACUGCAAGGGCCACAAACAGAUCAGAAGAGUGCACUCCAACAUGACACAUACAGACGGUCUUCGUGUGGCAAAGCGCGGCAGUCGAAGGAGCAGGAGUCGAACACUUCCAGAGGGACUCACCAGCGAAAAACUGUUGUCAAAAUACAAAGAUGCUUCGUCGGGCGUUGCUGACUCUGCUGAUGUUAACUCAGGAGUCAAGAUUCUUAGUCUCACCAACACAAUGCCAAUCGAGGUGCCGAGUCAGAAAGGGAAUUACGACAACUUCUUGAGGACUCAAACGCGAGAUUCAAUAUUGGAUUUACAAUCAUCUGAGGAUAAUUUCCUGAAACAAGACGACCUACUUAGGAGUUUGUCUGCUGCCCUUCCGAAUAUCACCAUCGCUCGAGACAGGCUGGGUAUCACCCCUGUCCACUUCCUGUCCCCUAGAGAUAUUGACAGGGUCCGUCAGAUUGCUCUGAUUGAGCUGACCGCCAUGUUUGACCGGCUUGGUCUCACCUUCCAGCCAGUCCGCAAAUCAAGUCGAAGGAAAACCAAAGAUUCAGGUAUUUUUGGCGUUCCGCUGACAACCCUGGUUGAGAAUGAUAGAAUCUGGAGGCCAGAUACAGACACACCUCUUGUAUUACAGAAGAUUAUCGGGUACUUAGAAGACAAUGGCCUUGAUGAAGAAGGUGUAUUACGAGUGCCUGGUUCAACAGCAAGAAUAAAGCAACUCAGGGAAGAAAUUGAAAGCGCAUUUUACGACGGAAAGUUCAAAUUUGAGGAUUUACGAAUCAAUGACGUCGUUGGUCUCUUGAAGCAGUUUCUACGUGAUCUUCCAACCCCAAUACUCACUCUGGAUUAUAUCAAUGCGUUCGCAAUGGUUGAAAAAAUCCAAGAUCGUAAGAAGCAGCUUCAGUGUCUAAACCUGCUGAUCCUCGUUCUUCCAGACAUCCACAGAGCAACCCUAAAGCUACUCUUGAAAUUCCUUGGGAAGGUCGUAGAACACGAACCCAAAAAUAAGAUGUCACUGAACAACAUUGCGAUGAUAAUGGCCCCCAACCUCUUCACUGCCCAGUCGUCGAGAAAAAAGUGCCCUGACUACUCCGAACUACAAUUUGCUGCAGGAACGUGUAAUGUGAUGAGAAUGCUGGUGAAAUAUCACAACAUCCUAUGGGUGGUACCGUUCAGGAUGGUGGAACAAGUAAGACGAAUGUGUGAGUUAGAAUCCAAGAAGACACGAGACUCUAAAUCCGUCAUGACACUCUUCAGAAAGAAAGAAAGGAAAAACUCAGCCGCCGAUUGCGAUGCCCAAGAUGGCAUUAUCAGAGUACAGAUGCCCGGAGCAGAGAAAGUAUCAAACACUGUCCAGUUAAGUGACUCGACAACCGCAGGAGACAUUGUUUUGCAGUUCACGCAGCAUGUCCAACCAAGCGCAGAGGUGCCGUUCAAACGUUCCAGCAUUAGAAGAAGAAGUAGAAGGAAGAAUGUUGACAGGAACAGUGAGCUGUCGAGUCUUGUCGCCCAGCUUGCACCAAAUAGGAGGAGGUACUUCCUGUAUGAGGUUGGAGGCAACAUAGGAGAGCGAUGUCUAGACCCAGAUACUAACAUGCUUUCUUUACUGAGAGUCAAUCCAUCAGCAGCUUGGGUCAUCAAUGCUAAGACAAACUGAGAUAAUCACUUCCCCAAUAAACAGGCCUGGAAUUUCAUCUCGGAGGCCAUUGUAGUUUUUUAAGAUGCACUUCCGUUGGAAAAUCUUACAGUUUUAAACUUUGAAGAGACACCAAGGCUACGACUAGGGCAACGCGGACAUGGCCUUCGUGUUAUUCAAGGCAUGGGAAAGCUGGUUCUUUCAUUUGGGCCACCCACGAAUGUCGGCGCUAGUCGGGUCAUAGAUGAUUGUAGAACCUGUGUUACUUCUGUUCUAAAAAAUUGUUAGCCUAUGUGGCAUCCAUAUAGAACCAGGCCUGCCAUUACCAUCGGAAAGCAGUGAGGAUUUCUAGGAUCUAAGGGAUUGCACUUCUGUACUAUGAGCAGCUACAGAUGUCCUUGCCAGGUCCUGUUAUGAUACUCUCCGAAGCUGUUGUUGACACUUGGCAUUUGAUUUGGGUGCGGUUGUGACAUCUGAUGACGGUAGUUGUUAAUACCCAGUUGGCUGGUAGUCAAUCAAUUAGUACACCUGUCAUCCUUGAAGCUUGGGUGAAUGCCUCAAUUGGAAAGUCACAAAUCUGUAGUUGGAGAGAUUAACAUACAAGUACCCAGCCAAUCAGCUCGAGCACAAGAGCGCACAGAGAUCGAGUGGUUGAUUUGAGAAGGAUUUCAACAAAUAUUCUGUGGAGCUGAUGCAAUGAACAUUAUGAGGUGACGGCUGAAAGCAGUAUGUCGCCCUCUAGUGUGUAACUGAGAGAGUUUUCUUCAAGCCACACAUGGAUGUUUGUGGAUUAUGAACUCUAGGGGAGAAAAGGGCUCCUCCCUCGAAUAUCUAUGCACCAGAACAUCACACCAAUGAUAAUUUAUACAGUAAAUGGAUGAUUUUGAGUUUUGUCACAAGUAAUUUACUUGGAUCCUUCCAACACACUUAACUUAACUUAACCAUUCAUGGAAACUCAAAAACCCAAACUGUUGGCUGCAGAUUAUGCUAGUAUGCCUGAUCCCAUGUACAAUGUACAACAUGAUCAGCUUACUAGUAUCGUCCCCUUUGGUCCAACAGAACCAAACAUGCUGUUGGAUUUUUAUGGGUCCGUGUAGUAAGGGUUUAAUAUGUGGUUGGAUCUGCCUAUAUCUUAACCCUGUACUUUAUAGGAGCAGUUGAAAGGAAUUUAUUUUCAAGAAAGUUUAAUAAUGUGAUUGUAUAAAUAUUGUUAGUGUCUUGAUAACCAGUGUAUUGUUGCACAGGCACAGGGAGUAUUAACUUUAGAAAUGGGGGGAAAAAUCUUGAACAAAUUUAGAAAAAUAUGCAAUAUUUCCCUGCCAUGUAUUAAAAUAUAAAUAAACUGUGUAUAUUUUCAUGUAAAAGUUCUAUUUAACUGUUUGUACAACCUAGACACUUUCGUAACUUUUGACAAUUUUAGGGAAAAUUACUUUGUUGUUAAUGAUGCAAAUUUUAUGACGACUUUCGGGUGUCACCUGUAUAUUUUUAAGGAUUGUUUUAAAUAGAGUCAACAUACACAUAAGUAUUAUAGGGAAGGUAUACAUUUUGUAGUCACUCUUACAGCCAGUGGACACUAUUUGUAAUUGUCAAAGACCAGUCUUCUCA